GCAGCAAUAUUAUGUCUUAUGUCCCCCGUCAGAGAUUCCAAACGGAUGAAACACAUAACGGCCACUUGUUUCCCCGGAAGUCCAAAAACCAGAGCCCAACUAACUGAGAGCUGAAAAAGCAUGGCUACACCUACAUGGCUCUCGCUUCCCGCCACUCCAACCUCAUUCGCUCCCUACAACUCGAAUUCCGCCAGGUCCCCCACCGUGACUCGCUUCUCCCUAACGGAUCGAUCCCUAACCGCCAAGGACAACCUCCUCCGUCUCAUCUCCGAUCAGGACCGUGGCCUGAGGACUCAAUCCGACUCCCAAAAGCUCUCCCAGAUAGUCUCCGCGAUUGACGACGUCGCCGCUGCCGGUCGCGACACCGUUACCACCGGCACCUCCCUCUCCGCCACGUGGCGGCUGCUUUGGACCACCGAGAAGGAGCAGCUCUUCAUCAUUAAGAACGCGCCGUUUUUUGGUACUCGAGCGGGCGAUGUUCUGCAGGUCAUCGAUGUCGAGAAUAUGACUCUCAAUAAUGUCAUCACUUUCCCUCCCGAUGGCGUCUUUUUUGUUCGGUCCAACAUCGAAGUUGCUUCCUCGCAGCGAGUUAAUUUCAGUAUGAAUUACAUUGUGACACGGAGGGAUGCAAUCAAACAAGAAUAUGACAGAACCAUAUAAUUGAAUGGUUGGAGGUUUAGCAUCAUGCUGAUUCAUGCUUGGUGAUUUUCGUUUCUUCUGAGUUCUGAACUACACCAUAAACUGGACAGCAUUGUCUCUACCUGCUAAAGUAUACCAACAACAAAGAGUUUCCAACUCAAGUUGUCAAUCCUUCUGGUUUUGUUGAAGGUGGUGCUUCUGAUAUCCAGACAACCAGUCAAGUGGCAUCAUAAAUUCAUAAUUACUUGUUUUGCACAGUUAUUGACUCAAGGAUCGUGGAUUGAUAUGGCUAGUGAUUCACAAAGAAUACUGAUUGUGGCCAGGAUCAAAUUUAUGUGGAGGGCAUGAUGUAUUGCACUCUCAGAUAUCCUACUCGUCUCCCACUCUAUAGUUGUUAUGUACUACUACCCUCGCACAAACUGAACUUCUUAGUUUAACUUGAUGCAAUUAAUGUAGAGAAUAAAAAAAAUUGUGCACUGUGUAUCAAUUCAUAUAGUCGGAA
Molecule: messenger RNA, 1141 nt
Organism: Ipomoea triloba (trilobed morning glory)
Lineage: Eukaryota; Viridiplantae; Streptophyta; Magnoliopsida; Solanales; Convolvulaceae
Product: probable plastid-lipid-associated protein 11, chloroplastic
Exons: 2
Coding region: 121-660 (179 amino acids)
Source: RefSeq, a predicted model, not a curated record